GCGUACGUCCCUCCCAUCAUGGCGUACUGGUGAUAGAUAGACUUCCAUUAACCUCUGGCCACUUUCUUCGAAUCUCAUUUAUCGACGCUCCUUGACCAUCCUGAUACCCCCUUUUGCGCGAUUCUUCUUUUCAUUUUGUCGCCGUUUCAUCGAAUCUCGUGAUCAAUACCAGCAUCAUGGCUGGGGGCUACGAGCGGGUCAACGCUCACGACGAAGAGGACCAUGGCCUCUCUCAACCGACCCCGUUCUCGCCACCACCCUCAUUCCACUCCCGCUCGUCAUCACCCAACAGUCGACGACAUCAACAGGUCGACUCUACCCUCGCCGACGCUUUCGACGACGACGAUGACAACACCGACGACGAAUCCGACGACAGGCAGCGUUUAGUGAGGCAGAAUUCCAUGCCUAAUAAUGCCGGAGCCUCAUCGCCCGCCGUCGCACAACCAAGUCAUCACUUUGCGAACCCAAAUGCCGAUAACGUACAACGCACUACGAGGGUCAUGGGCGGUGGAAACGCAACCGAUGGUGUAUUCGCGAACAUGUCUGCCAGGCCCGAGAGGCAGGAUGCGGAGAAGGAAGAGCAACCACCCACCUAUGAGCAAGCUGCUGCCGACGCAGUGCCACCAUAUUGGGAAACGACCAUUUUCGCGCCCGGCCUCGGCGGUGCCGACGAGGUCUAUGUCGACGGUCUCCCCGUUGGCUCUGUGUUCUCCUUCAUCUGGAAUGGCAUGAUCUCGACCUCCUUCCAACUCGUCGGCUUCCUGCUCACGUACCUGCUCCAUUCGACCCACGCUGCCAAGAAUGGCUCCCGCGCCGGCCUCGGCAUCACGCUGAUUCAGUAUGGGUUCUAUAUGAAGGCUGCCCCGGUCGGUGAUGCCCCCUCCAACAUGGGUGGCCAGGAUGGCUACGCCGCGCCACCAGAUCCCAACUCGCACGACUUCGACGAGCACGAGGUCACCGACGGCGGCGACAGUCUGGAUUUCUCAGGCGGUGAUUGGCUCGCGUAUGUUUUGAUGAUUGUGGGCUGGUUCAUUUUGAUCAAGAGCACUGUGGAAUAUCUCAAAGCGAGGCGGCACGAGCAGCUGGUGCUCCAGACCCACGAUCGGGGUCUGGGUGUGCCGGUCAUUGCGCAGGACGAGACGCCCGACAGAGUUGUCUAAAGCCCUUGUUGAAUUUUCAUCGUUUUCUUCUUUUUCGGCAUCAUGGUAGCAAUGGGAGUAGAGGUGGCGUUUGGGUUGGAUAAAUGGGUUACGUAUACUACACGGCUAGCGCCUUUUCUUUCAUAAGUAUGGUUACAGAAAUGCUGAUUCCUUCAUAAUGCAGAAUUGCCCCUUGGGACUGUAUCAGACUUGUGCUUGGCCACUGUGCUACGCGUUGUGGUAGGAAGGUAGUCUAGAUUGUCGGAUGAU
This is a messenger RNA of Emericellopsis atlantica, 1409 nucleotides long. Its product is annotated as metal homeostatis protein bsd2. The coding region runs from base 177 to 1160 and encodes 327 amino acids. NCBI's taxonomy places the organism in Eukaryota, Fungi, Ascomycota, Sordariomycetes, Hypocreales, Bionectriaceae. Gene Ontology annotation, biological process: metal ion transport; vacuolar transport; positive regulation of protein ubiquitination. The transcript is spliced from 4 exons. Gene Ontology annotation, cellular component: endoplasmic reticulum; Golgi apparatus; perinuclear region of cytoplasm. The record is from RefSeq and is a predicted model, not a curated record.